GACAAAUAUUAUAUUUUUAAGACGAAUGUACAUGAAAUAUUUUUUUACUUGAAUAAAUAUGCCAAGAAUACAAUAUAUUCUGUACGUAAGUUGUAACUUAUUUCCUACUUUCCACUACAACCCGAAUUUUCAGUAAAGCUAUGUAAGAUUAAGGGAAUUUUAUCGAUAAUGGAGUUAACAAUCAGAUUUUAAAAUACAAUGAAAGACGAAAUUUAUCUCUCUCACUUUAUUUUCUGGUGGGAUAUGAUUACAGUCGAUGUUACACAAUGCGAUAGCUUGCUCGUAACCUGCAUUUGCCGAAUAGACAAAAUUUGUUCACUUACUUUCUUUCUGCAUAAAGAAAAUGCUCAAUGAAAAAUAUUCUGAUUAGCAAGAACAUCAGUAGUUUGUAAUUAUAAACGAAAAUUGCCGGAAUUGUUCAUAGCAUUGAAGAGAAUAAUAAUUUGUGCUCUUACCUAACCAAAGAGACUCAGGGGAACAUGCCUGAUUCAAGCACUACUGAAAAUGAACCUCCAGAGAAACAUCCAUAUACGUGGCUGAUCAGGCCAUGUGAACUGUACAAAGCAGAAUAUAAAGAGUGUACAAGUAUACGAGGACGCUUUCAUCAAUAUUUUGUAUUUGGAGAGUUUUUAAAUUGUACUCAGUGGAAAAUAGAUUAUGAUAACUGUUAUUUAUGGAACAAAUAUAAGAAUGAGACAGCUUACAAGGAUUUGGUAAACAGUGAAAGGACUCGUAGGUUUAUAAGACUACAGGGUCAUUAUACUAAUGAUGUUUGGGAGAAAAGAGAAACCAGGCCACCAGAGAAUUGGAACACACCCUUGCCAGACUGGAUCGAAGAAAAGAAUAAGAACUCGUUUUUAAAAAUAGCAAGUGAAAAAUUAAAAUCUGAGAAAUCUGAAGUAAUAGCAAAAAAUUCGUGUACUAUACUCUAAGAACGAUUGAACAUUCUCGCUAUUGUAAAUAAUCUUAAAAUAGUAUUUAAUAUUGAUAUAAAAAUGUUAAACA
Molecule: messenger RNA, 1005 nt
Organism: Ceratina calcarata
Lineage: Eukaryota; Metazoa; Arthropoda; Insecta; Hymenoptera; Apidae
Product: UPF0545 protein C22orf39 homolog
Exons: 3
Coding region: 480-932 (150 amino acids)
Source: RefSeq, a predicted model, not a curated record